GAUCACACUUGUAUCACGAAUAACUAUGCUAGUCUUUGUUUUGUAUGUCUUAGCCUUGGAAAUGCCGGUGGUAUCUGGGUCGGAUGAAACUGGGCUCAAAUUUGGCAAUGAUGGGUACAGUCUUAUCUCGUUCCAACCCGACAUGGCUUCUCUUUCUGAGAAGUUCACGUUUUGUCUGUGGAUAAGAACAAAAACAUCAGAAUCGACAUAUCAAAUACCAUUUGCCUACGAACAGGAUGAGCUGUUUAUAGAUUCAAUAAAGAGUGGUAAUAGGAAUAGGUAUCGACUGUUCGGAAGUACUGGACAUGUCAGUAGUGAGCACAUUCCUGAAAUGGGAACAUGGUACCAGUACUGCGGUACUUGGAGUCUCGCAUCACGAACCUUCAGAGCGUAUGUUAACGGGGCAUUAGCUGGAACUCUGAUCACAUCCGCCGGGAGGAAACUUAAAACAGGAGGUACUUUUGUGUUGGGAGAUUAUUUGGAUAGCGUUGCUAGUGGUAGGGCUACUGGCAGUUGUGACUUCGGGGGUGAGAUGUACAAUCUGAAUUUGUUUUCAAAGGAGCUGACUGGUACUGAGAUAGCUGCACUGUCAGCAGAUGGAUUAUGCACGCCACUCCCGGAUCAGUUAGAUGAGUACAGAGUGAUCAGAUGGGAGGAGGUAUUGGAACUUACCCGAAAAGGAACUGUUCAGGAUAUUCAGAUAAGAUGUGGUGAUUUCGAAACUGAACUGGAGAAAACACAGCGAUUAUUACAGGAAGCUAUCAGCGAAAAGGAAGAGCUCCAGUCAAGUCUACGUAGUACACAGGUAGAACUGCUGGAGGUUAAAGGACAGCGCGAUUCUGCAAUAGAGGAGCUACAAGAGGUCAAGGAAACGAUGCUCACAAAUGAAAAUGAACUGAAUAACAUUAAAACUGAACUGAGAAAUGUUAGCCUCAAAUUGAAUGGAACUAAAACUGAACUGGUAAAUGCACGCAUCGAACUGGGAGAAUCAAAUAUUGCGUUUGAAAAUUCACGCCUUGAACUGAAUGAAACUAAAAUUGUCUUGGAAAGUUCACGACUCGAACUGGAUGAAACUAAAAGUGUCCUGGAAAGUUCACAACUCGAACUGAAUGAAACUCAAAGUGUUCUGGAAAGUUCAAUCCUCAAACUGAAUGAAACUAAAAGUUCCCUGGAAAGUUCACGACUCGAAUUGAAUGAAAGUCAAAUUGAGCUUGAGAACACAGAGCUGGAACUGAAGACCGCCCUUGAGAAGGAAUGUGAACUGCAAAAAGGACAUCUCACGAAAUGGGACGUACUAUACUCCUGCCCAUUUUACAAUAAGGUCUUUACUCGCAGGCUUCACAAGCAACUAAGAACAACAUGGGGAUCACCGACAAGAAGACUGCUGGGAAUGAAAAUAACUGAUAAAGUUAUAGCACUGAUAAAAGAUCUGGACGAAGAUAACAGUUGCGUAGAUGGGUGAAGACUUUGCUGCUGAAUUCCAAGAGCUCCAAGAGAACUUCUGUCCAAUUAAACUUUAACUGCUUAUUUUACCUAAAC
Molecule: messenger RNA, 1539 nt
Organism: Bolinopsis microptera
Lineage: Eukaryota; Metazoa; Ctenophora; Tentaculata; Lobata; Bolinopsidae
Exons: 2
Coding region: 26-1462 (478 amino acids)
Source: RefSeq, a predicted model, not a curated record